Trypanosoma theileri is the source of this 10512-nucleotide messenger RNA. RefSeq lists its product as uncharacterized. Lineage: Eukaryota; Euglenozoa; Kinetoplastea; Trypanosomatida; Trypanosomatidae. Gene Ontology annotation, molecular function: carbohydrate binding. Bases 1 to 10512 code for a protein of 3503 amino acids. The record is from RefSeq and is a predicted model, not a curated record. Gene Ontology annotation, biological process: biological process involved in interspecies interaction between organisms. The transcript has a single exon. Gene Ontology annotation, cellular component: external side of plasma membrane.
AUGAUACACCACUGCUGCAGUUUCUUGGUGAGGCCGCUACUGCUUCUGCUGAUGUUAUUGAUGAUGUUUGUAGUUGUGGUAGUGGCUGAACGUGACGUACGAGAAGAAUCCUCUGGACUUUCUUGUCCGGUUGGAUGGACAUCGUCUCCAUUGUGGUUAACUCCAAAUGAUAACGCAACGUGGUGUGUAAAACCACAAGCGUCUCUAGUAACACCACUCGAGGUAGACGGGGCGUGUAAACAUAUAUUUGAUGUGGAUUCACCACGUGAUAGUAGCGGAAAUGUAUACACAAAAUUAAUACCCCAAGCAGUUUCUAUUUACUCUGAAGAACAGAACACCUGGCUACAACAACUGUUGGCCCCAUUUUCUGUUCAAAUGGGUGAACUAGUGCUGCUCGGUGGUGCAGCAGGGUUUGGUGAUAUAACUUGGCACCAUUAUAGUGGCACCAUAAAUGGUACAGCACCCCUUUACACACAUUUUGCCCCUUCAGUAAAUUGGCAAGAUAGAAGUGGAUGUAUUGCAAUGCGACAGGAUGGAUUCUGGGAUCUGGUCGAUUGUUUGUCCCCGAAGAGGCCCUUUGUCUGUGGGGUUUUCUUAAACAUAACCACUGAUAACAAUUCUACAGGUAAUGAUAGUAAUAACUCUGUCCCGACAACGCAGCCACCCACAGAAGUAGUUCCUGAUGAUACUCCUAAACCAACUAGACCUCCCGUACCAUAUCCACCAUUGGAAUGCUUGAAUGGGUGGUCACCAUACUACGACAAAUGUUAUCGCCUCUUUACAAUGUCAAGAGAAACAGAAGAAGAAGGUAUGAGUCAACAGGAAGCUAGACAAUACUGCGAGGCAAUAAAUCCUCAUAUUACCCUUACUGCAAUAUUAAACGAAAAUGAGGCUUUAUUUGUUGAUCAUCUAGUGCAAGAAUGGGCGAAAGAUCAUCUUGAGAGUUUAUCUGUAGUUCAAGUCUUUAUUGGUGGUAUUUUUACCUCAUAUGGUUCAGUAGGUGUAUGGUAUGAAGACUCCCUCUGGUAUGAUGAUAGGGAUUUUGCUCUUACUUUCCCUUCGAGUCCAACCUGGCCCACGCCUACUAAUAAUUUAUUCUCCAAUUGGGAUAUUGGGGAACCAAGUAUGUCUUUUGGCUGUGUUGCUGUCCUUCCCAAUAGCACAUGGCGUGCGGUGGAUUGUCGAUUAACCUUACCUUUUGUGUGCUCAUACCUUAACGAUGGAUCUGUUACCGUAGAGGAACCUACUGUGAUGCCGAAUGACACCUCGGAUUCUUCCGAGAAUGAGGAGACUACUACUAGUACUACUACUACGACCGCCGCUCCCACCCCACCGCCGAAUUUCUUAUGCAUGACGGACUGGACGUACUUUGCUCCUACUCACCGCUGCCAUCGUAUCUUCAACGACCGUAGUAUUGCCGCAGCGGAUCUCGAGCAGCAUUGUGAAGAUCUCCUCAUCGCCACAGCCGCCCCUGCCGACGCCGUGCAUGCCGCCACCAUCACAACCGUCGAGGAGAGCGCCUUCGCUGGUCGCCUCGUCGCUGCCGCCGGCCUCCCGCGGGCACUCAUCGGCGUAUCGUACACCGCCGGUGGACUCGCCGGGCUCUUUCUCGACGGCGUCACCGACUGGCGGCCGAACCUCGCGGCGAGUCUCUGGGCCCCCGGUCAACCCGCACGCGAGAGCGGCUGCGUCACCGUCGGACCAACAGGCGCCUGGGCACACAUUCCGUGCGGCGUACCCGUUCCAGCGUAUGCAUGUACGUACCACGCCGGUGACGUGCAGCCACUGCCGGAACCGCAGCCGCAGCCAGAGGAGACCCCCAUACCCGUCCCAACAACUUCCACCGAAGCCCCGGGGAGUGAGGAGCUGCCGCUGGAAACACGCAUCACUUCACUCGCAGGUGCAGGCCACUUGAUGGUGGCGGCCGGUACCGUAGGCAUCUACACCGUGGCAGGUAACGGUGGUCCGACAGAUGGACUCUUGCUGAUGUUUGCACCCGACCUUUCAGAGGAACUGGCAGGUGUUGGAUGGGGGAUGAAAACUGUACACCAAUCACCAUGUGGGAGUUACAAGAAAGAAGAGUAUAUUUUUCCUGUGAUGCAAGGAGUGGUGACGGUGUCUCACCCAAACGAGACGAUGCGGGGUCGCGUGUGUAUCUCCAAAGACGGAUUACGCUACGUACCCGCAGGUAAUAUAACCUUUGAAGUUGUGGAUGUGCUAUUGCGUGGUUUUAUUCCCCUUUCACCGGUGAUUGAAGAGGAAGAGGGAAAAGAGGCAGAAAUAGCUAAAACUAGGAUAAGUAAUACAUAUGAGAGCAAGAGAUCUGACGUGGAAAGUAAAGAGAUUGGAAUUUCAUUAGGAUCUACUGGUAUGUUGCAACCAGUAUUUUAUCAAGGUAGCUAUCAAACGACAGCCAAAAUUCGAUACUUCCGGUUUUCAUCUUCUGCAGAUUGUGAAAGUAGUCGUUACAAUCUUUUUGGAGAAAAUCUUACCCUUGUUCAAAAUGGAGAGAAACACCUCGUUAUUACAUACCAGGUUGCUGAUGUGGUUCCAGUUGACAAAAGUAAACUUGAGAGGUUACAUGAUCCUUCAUUUGAUGAAGAACAACCACCCACGGAGUUUUUCGUAUGCGUUUCUGUUUUUAAAAAUACUACCGAAGUUUCUAUGUCUUCUCUCACUAUGGAAGGAAAUGAUACCGAUAGCCCUUUACAAACUUCAUUCUUUAAUUCUAAUCAGGAUGAGGUAAACUACGAAAAAAAUGAGGAUAUAGAAGGCAUAACUACCCAGUCUAUCGAUGGAAAACCACUUUGGAUUUACACAGUAGUUCCAAAUAUACGAGUGUAUAUAACCCCACCACAUGUUGUGAUUCGUGGUAUGUGGGGUCUUUCUCCCGCUAUGCGUGAUGACAUUGAUACUACUAUUUUUCCGCUAUCUGUGGCAUCGAAAAAAUCAAUUGUUGUGCCUCAGUUCUCAUCACCUAUUAUUGUAUUUGAUAGUGAGGGAUUACGAGAGGGGAUGACAUUCUUGUUAUCUCAGAAAGUUGGGGAAUGUUCUCGUGAGCAGUUAGUGCUGCAUCGUGACCCAAGUAAUCCUUCAAUACCUGAUACAUUGGAUACGAUGAUUGCUAUUAGUACAUUGAAUGUAUCUACAAGAACAACUACAACUACUACAAGAACUGCAGAUAAUAAUACUGGUGUUACCCGUGACAAUUUUGUUGCAUUUAUUCAGUUGAAUUUAAAUCAUACAGGAAUGUGGGGUACAAACGUCAGUGAAGAUAUUCAAACAUGGCAGGUUUGUUUUGCAUAUACCCCACUCUCACGUUUUAUCCCUCUUUCAAAAAUGACUAUAGUAGUUCAGCGUGCCAAUAUUUCUUCUAUCACAGCUCAUGAUGGAAAUGACAACAGUGUGAGCAGUGACGUUUAUCGACAACUGAAAAUCGGUGUGGGUUUCAGUGGACUUUUAAAGUUGUGGGGUCUUGAAGUGAGUAUGUGGUCACCAAGCACAAUUAGUACUACCGAAAUUGCUUUUGCAAUGGCUCCCCCAGGAAAUGCAGCUAUUUCUGAUCCAAAGUUUCAAUGUAGUAACUCGUCUCUUUUCUACGGUGAUCGUACUUUUAACAUUGUUUUGCCGCGUAACACUGCUAUGGGUAUUGGUCGAACCUCAUUCACAGAAGAGAUAACACAUAAUGUAUUCCAGGAAGAUCAAAAUGAUAAUCAAGAAGCAGCUGCUGUUAUAAUUCCUCCGGGGUUUCUUCGGGAAGAAACUAUGCGCCGUAUGCGUGUUUGUUUAUCUUUGCCUUUGCCAUUUCAGAGUGACAGUCGUGUUUUCCAUCCUACCAGUGUUACUCUUGAUGUCCGACCUGUUGAAGUGCAUUUUAUCGGAUCCUAUGCGGCCAGUUUUCCUACUUCUGCAUCACAGGAUCGUUUGACGGUUGUAGAAGUUGCUGAAAAUGUGAAUGAUCUAGUGUUGCCAAUUACUGGCUACGGGUUAAGAGACGACAUGAUGUUAUUCCUUUCAGAGGAACGCUGUUACCCGAGACUUGGAGAGGGGGAUGGAAAUGAUGAGAGCGUGUGGGGAUAUGUAAACCGCAUUAGUCGUAUGAACUUUACAAUUAUGCGUUUUUACGACGUACCACCAAACUUCCAGCAAGUGGGAUCUUUGCAAGGUUCGGCUAAAGCGGGUGAUGUUUUUAUUACACUUAAUACCUCCCAUACGGCACCUAUGAUAGCAGAUCAUGUGUUUGGAACAUCCCGUAAUCCUCUUUUUAUGUGUCUCUUUGUACCAUCUACGCAUCGUGCGGUGUAUCCACUCCCAUUCAAGUUUGUUGUACGUCCACCUCGUGUGACUUCUAUUCGCAUGGCACACCAGUCCUCUGAACAGGAGGAGAAAGAGGAAAAUACCACCGUGGUAACAACAACUAAAGGAAGAAGUGAAUUACAAGAUUCACCAGUAUUGAUGUAUGCAUCAUUUGUUGAUCUUGUUGUAGAAGGGUUCGGAUUAAAUGAUGAAGAGACAGUUUUUGUACCCGCAGUUAAUUGCAGCAACGCUACAAGCUUUUUAUGGCGAAGUCCAGUCCGUACUUCAGGAGUUCCGUCAAUGGUAUCUAAUCCUUUUGGUAACUCUGCUCAUGAUUCAUCAUCCGUAUUGUCACGUUAUGUGAAUCCCCUGACUUCUAUGUCUUCGUGGUUUCUAUCACUCUCACAGGCGCACACGACACGUAUUGGAGCAAUAGAUCCAGGGAAUGGUAUUGUUGAUCGCUUCCAGUGGUGUGUGCGAUACAGAGAUGUUGAUGCGUUUGAGACUGGUCGUAGUAGCAGUAGUAGUAGUAGUAGUACUAAUAGUAAUAGUAGCAAUAAUUAUAAUCAAUAUGGUAAUAAUAUUGGAGAUCAUACAGGUGACCGCGCAUCCACGUUAGCAGAAGAUGAUUAUGAUUGGAGAAGAGGUUUCGUACCAACAGGCAUUCCAUGUCGCCUUGUCAUACCUCCCGCAGAUGGAUUUCUCUUCGGAAACAGUACGACAAAACACAUUACACUCAAAACACGUCACCCAACAUUAGGACAUUGGGAAAAGAUUCAACUGGUUGGCCCUCUUAUCGAUCAUACAACUGCAUUAGGGAAUCCACUAUUUAUGUUUCUUGCUGAAGAGCUUGUUCCAUGCAAAAAACUCAAAAAUUACUUUAUCAACACAAAUGAUUCAGAUCGUUUUAUUGUGUCGGUAAAUGGCUCCACUGUUAUUUUACCAAAAUUGUUGACCAAUACUGGAAGGUUUAAACUGUGUGCCAGUGCCAUUUAUCCUGAGCGACGCUCUUCAGAGGAGGGGACCGAAAUGGCGUUACAAUUUUUUGAACUUAAAGGAUUACGCAUAGAUUUGGUAGAACCUGUUUACGCGGUCUUUUCGUUGAACGGCUCUGAGUACGUUAACGUGGAGCAAGGACAAGAGUGGACCCUACCGAUAAGUGGAUCAAGUAUCUCUAACCGAUCUAUUGUACGGUUCCGGUCCCUAAACGCAAAUUGUAGCACUCCUAUGCCUGAUGGAUUGGAUGAUGUGAUUGUGCGUGAUGUCUUUGAAGGACUGAAACUUUUUGGUGAUAUUGUUUCGCCUUCAGAGCCAAAUGAAGGUGAAGGGGAGGUUGGCAGGCGUCAUUAUAUUGUACUGGAACGUGAUUUUAUUAGAGGACUUCCAAUACAGAAAUAUAAAUUAUGCUUCAAACCUGAUCGUUCCACAGAGUGGUUGACCUCUGGUGUAGUAUUAGAUGUACACGAGCAUGUUCGCCAUCCCACACGAUAUAAUUACUUUGCUGAUGAUGGAAGCGAGGAUAUUGUUUCUGUAACAGCACUUCCACCCACAAAAGUUGCGCUGGAAUGGCUCACACAGGAGAAGGAUACAACAAAUAUUGUGGGUGCUAUUGCCCGUGAAGUGGCAAUGGCACUCUGGUGUCGUGGUGGUGCUGUAACAACAGAGAGUAGAGAUAAUAAUAAUAAUAAUAAUAAUACGACAGUAGUAUCUUGUGGGAGUUGGAGGCGGGUGAUGUUCGUACGCCCCCUGGACGAUGACAGAAAUCCGUGUUUUGUGGAUUAUGAAGCUGUGCAGUCAGACAUUGUACGUGGUCCGUAUGUACUCAAUGACGGUAUUCUCACUAUUCCUCGUGAUGUAAGUCGAAACGUUAGUUUCUAUCCCAACACAACACAACCGUGGAUUAUGUGUCUGGAGACCGCACCAGAGAGAUGGCGGGAGCCAAUUAACCCUUUUGUACAAUUACAGUUUACACCACCAUUUCCAGUAGGGUUCCGUCAUCAACCUGAUGAUUCUAGCAACAGUUCUGCGACUUUCUUUAAACAGAUGAAUCCAGAAGUUAUCACAGAUGCUAACCGUAUUGAUGCGGAAGGUAAUACUACACUGUUUUUACAUAUGGAAGAUGCGAGUAAAGUAUUUUACUUGAAUGGUUAUGGUAUUCAGCGUGGUUUUAAGAUACGUUUUGGGUUACAUUGUGAUGAAAAAAUUAAUUCUCAAGAUUUAAAUGAAAAUCAAACAAUAGAAGAUGUAAUUUGGCGAAUGCAAGGUCUAAACAACACACUUCUCUAUCAAGUUCCGCUAACUAUUGAGGAUGAUCAUGGUGUAUUUCUUAUCCCUUCCACUCACUUCACCCAUUUAGAGGAGAAAACACCGAUGUGUCUUUCAAGUGAUAAUGGUACUUCUUACAUGAUGACAAAUCUUUCAUUAGUGGUGCUACCAUCACAAUUGCGGUAUGAUGUACCCCAAGAUGAGUCUCAUGUAUCUGAAGUUGCAUUUCAACACACACUCGUUGUUCCGCGCUUGAGUAAGGGAACAGUAAACCUUACCGAUAUUUAUAUUGACAACGGUAUUAAUAAAACAAAUAAUACCAAUUCUAAAAUUACUAUUUUUAAAGUUGGAACACGUGUAAUGUUAUCUUCUGUUUGUUAUGAAAAUCGUGAGCAACUUCCCAUAAUUAUUGUAACAACACCAAACUUAAUAACACUUACAGAAACACACACUAGUGUUGCUAAUAAAUACCGAUUGCAUAUAUGUAUUGGUACUGGAAAUAAUACAUAUAAAGAUAAUGAAAUAACUACUUUAGGAUUCCUACCGUCUGGUCUCUAUUUUCGUGUAUUAGAUGUUGCUGUGACAUCUAUUGCAUUACACAAGACUAUUCCAAACACUGUUGCAGAAGAAAAUGGUGUUCAUCAUCUUAUUGUUCGUCGCAGUACCGAGUCUAUGCUCCUCGAUGUUACGAUAGAGCGAAGUACAGCUGACGAGAAGACUAGUAGUAAUAACAUGAGAGAAGUAUCCACCUCUACGCCUAGCAUAGAAGAGCGAUAUAUCGAUAUGUUAGACACUCCUGGUGCAUUGGCACUUUUCCGUUUGGCAAAAUUCCGUCUAGGAAAACCUUGUGUUAUGCCAGAUCCAGAGGAGAAGGAAGCUACGGUUAAUCUUCUCACUGCUGUAACUGCUACCUUUGUAAAUGACACUUUAAGUGUAGCGACACAAGAUGGGACCUCGGUAGAAAAUGUUGUGUUGCCCCUUCAUACAGCGAAGACAGAGACAGUAGAACCUUGGGCAUCUUCCUCUUUGUGUUUCUCUGUAGAUGGCGGUCGUCAUUACCUUUCUGUUGGUAUUUCUUACGUUUCGGUGACAUGGGCGCCAACAUUACGUGUGCAGGUUCCUUUAAGGGACGAGGAUGAUGAUGAUAAUAAUAACGAUAAUGAAGAAGAAGAAGGAGAAAAAGAAAACUCUCUGGGAAGGGAAAUCAAAGGUGGUGAUUACCCAGUUCUCUCCACAGUUAUUCAUUUAUUUGAACAGGAAAGUCUUUAUGGUAAACUUGUGGAUAUACGUUACAAUGACUAUUCCUCUUCCAUUAAGGAUACACCACUAAAUCGAUACUUGGGUAGUUUUACAGCAGAUGCUCUUUGGUCUGGUUUCUUGGAGAAUGCUGGGUUUGCGGUUGGUGGUGAAGUUUAUCUCUCGGCUUCAAUGGUAGAGAAGAACGAAGAAAAAGAAGAAGGUGCCGAACUACGUUUUUCAGUGAACUACCGCCACCGAGAUAUUGCUACAGGAUUAACCAUGCAAGUAAAACCCAUGGCUCUUCGUUGUAUAGGGGAAGUACCAACUACUUUUCAGCAACUUCAUCCUCAGUCUAAUGGAUGGCUUCUACCCAUUGCGAAUCCAUGUGCCCGCAGUAUUCAGGCUGGUACAACUGUGAGACUUGUUGAUGUGAAUGCUGUUUCUUGUGAUGCCUCUGAAGUGUUUGACCACAAAUAUGUCUUUGAUGGUAUCUUGAUGAAACCACGAGAGUGGUCAGGUCUCAAGAUAACCCCAACGGCGGCGCUUCAACUUCCACCGGCUUUGCGUUACGUUCCAGAUGGACAAUACAAGGUCUGUGUGAAGAAAUAUAUUCCUUACCAUCUCGGUAAGGGGGUAAUUUUUAUGGAUACACCUUUGAAAAUAGAAAUAACUUCAUCUUUUAUUGUGAAUGAAGUUGGUUCAAUACAACAUGGAGCACUUGCUGCGUUUAUGGGGGCUGAGUCAAAUUUUGCAUUGCGUGGAUCUGUUGUACCUUUUAUAAAGGAUAUUCGUAUCGCCUUUGUACCGAUAAUAUUAACAAGAAAUAAUAUGAAUACUGUAGCUACAGAGUGUAGAAGAGGUCUUCAAUGGGGUUUAAAAAAUAAAAAUGCUAAUGCAACGUCCUUGCCAAUUCUGUGGAAAAGGUCCAAAUCUUUUUCUCUCCAUUUGGAUCCAGAAGAUCUUAUUUCUCUUAAGAAUCAUACUACAUACCGUGUAUGCUACAGCGUUGAUGGUGGUCUUAGCUUUCGUGAAGCUGGAGAUGCGCCACCAUUCCUGUUGAUGGUAAACCUUUAUCCUACUCUCUUGGGUAUGUUGACUACGAGGCAUAAUGUUUAUAAUCCUAAUAUGGUGACACCUUCUUCUUUGCGUCUGGAACGUUUCUUUACUCAUGACAUAUUAUCUAUUCCUGUUUCAUCAUAUACAUCACCUGCAAAAGUGGUUUUAUUUGAAGAUAGACCACCUAGCUACUAUUACAAUGCAAGUAUGUGUUUUGUUGGAAAUGGUAUUGGAAAAGGAAGUGGUCGUGGGGCAGCUGGUGCAGUAAAGGCAUUAGCUGUUGCAAUUCUUCGAACUGAUAUUUUUGGACAUGUCUGUAAUGGGAACAAUUUAACAUCUAUGAUUAAAGCAAAUGAGGAGGUACAUCCAAGCUGGGGUGAUUAUAUUCUCAAUCCAUUAGCACUUCCAGUGUUUGUUGUGAAUGCACGUAGCGGAUGCCUUUGGGAGUAUACUUCAGAUAAUAACACUAGUAACAGUAUGGGGAGUAAUGAUGAAGAUAGUAGUAGUAGUAGUAGUAGUAGUAGUAGUAGUAGUAGUAGUAGUGUGUUACGACAUGAUUGGUUGGCUCACACUGCCGCACUACGAGCCGCAGGAGGACUCAAUAUGCAGGCAAUAAUGCAGAGAGCGUCAACUGCAGAGGAGCGUUCUAGUCGGAAAUCCACUUCGUACCUUGUGUGUACAUCUAUAGAUGGUGUCCAUUUCUACAGUGCCAACACACCACUUCAGGAAGAGAACAAGAGCGAAAAUAGUACGUGGGAGCCGUUUCUCUCUUCACUGACAACUAAAAUACCACGUGAAGCGGCAGCACCAUUAGAGAAUGUUAGUCGUCUACCUCUCGUAAUACGUCUAGAUGAAGACAUCAGCGGUUCAUACUAUGUACGUGAUUUGGCUGUUAUUGUUACUCUUGUCGUACGCCCGAAUCUGAUGACUGUUCAUGACUCUGUGCGAUUGGAGGGAACCCAAGAAGCACUUGAGCGCUUUCAGAGAAAAAUUGCACAACUACUAGAGGUGGAUCCCACUAUCGUUGUGGUGCGCUUAGAAGAUCGUGGUGUGGUCUCUGCUUUAAUCAACGCUAGGGAUGAAGAAUGGGUGAAAUACCCAACCUACACACUUUCUCUGUCCCUCCUGACAGACGUGCGUUCUUCUACUAACGAUUUAAGCGCAGAGGAACAAACAAAAGAUAUCACACCGUUGCCAGAGUUGCUGCUACGUUACGUUAAGUUGCUGGGUGACAACAAUACACAGAAUUCUCUCUUCUCAACUCUGCUGAAUCCUGGUGUUUAUGAGAGGGGGCUCGCUAGGGUGUGGGCACCGUAUGUGAACUUUACUUUUGGCACUGGGGAUGAUUUGCAUGCAGCACUUCUGCAUCAUAAGAGCAAAUUACCUAAAAUGCCCGUCGAGGAGUUGGCAUGGCGAACCCGCUUUGCCGCCGUCCCACACGACACCCUCGUCGCUGAUAACAUCCCUGAUGAGUCAUCAAAAGACUCAACAGCAGGAAUACCCUUCUGGACACUGUUACUACUUAUUGUGCUGCCUGUCGGCCUCAUUGUGGGAUUAAUACUUGGAUGCAGGCAGCGCGUUCAGUUCCAACAACCAGGGAAGGAUCAGGGAAGGAAACGACAAGGGCAGGCAGAGCGACAAAAUGGCCACCAUUGA